UAUGGGCACUCGCGCAGCUGCUUGUAAGUUGAAAAUUAUUUUAAUACAUAAUACAUUUAAUAGUCAAAUAAAAUCUAUAUAUACGAGUAUACUUACCAUAUGUAAGUAUAAUAUAUUAGACCUUUUUCCUGCGAUCUAUUCCGAGCUUUUAUAUAAUGUUUAUACAUAUAAAAGGCCACACUAUACUCGAAUAGUCCAAUAAGCCGUUGAAAAGUUUCUUAAAAUAGUUUUACGUUUGCUUGAAUAGAUCUCUAGCGGGCACAGAUCCAGCAGAUGGUCCAGAGACAUACAUAAGUACAUAUAUAACUUUAUAUAUAGUCAUAUUGCGUUCAUAUCUUAUACCUUAAUUUUAAAUAUUAAGCCUAAACAUUUAUCUAAUGGGUUAGACAAUUCUUACAAAAAGUGUAUAAUAAAAUUUGCUUGAUAUCAACCACUUUUGUCCGACUAUUGUUACCAAUAAUUAUCGAAUUUAUCUCUCCGAAAUUUUUCUUAUCUCUACAAUUAAGUAGAGGUGUAAAAUGAUGGAAAUUCACACUGCUUUUAACUUUAAUGUUGAGCUAUUUGGUCGAAGAGACUGAAAUCCAUAUCGUAGUCUUCUUCUGACUCUGACUCUCUUGCUGCCUUCCUGUCUAUACUAAAAAGUAUUUGCCGGAAGUAAUUUUAGGUAGUGGGUUAGGGGUAAUUUAUUGUUACAAGUAAUCAGCACUAUAAAAGUGAAACAUAUAGCAAUUGAAGCACCCUUCACCUGAUGACUGGCUAGACUUCACUUGGGUUCAUUUAAUUAGUCUUUUAAAAGUCGCAAAUAAUUAAAAGCGCAUCAGAAGCGUUAAUGACUUUGCGCCCUAUGUAUUUUAAAUGAAAAGCCAUAAAUAUUUCACUUUACACCAACACCGCAACUGUGCUAGACAACUUUUUUGCUGAGUAGUAGUCAGCUCAAAAAAACACAUAAACAUAAAUAAGAUAUCACGAAAUCAGACAAUAUGGUGAGAAUCAGUGACAUUUUUGCAAGGAUUAUAAUUUUACAAGCUGUGCUCGGAGAAUGUCAUGGUUCCUUUUUUAAACUGACGAAAAUGGAAUGUCGAGAUGUCAAUGAAAAUUUAAUGCGCGUCAACGUCUGUCGGCUCAAAGCUGUGAAGCGUGACGUCACCGAGGCAACGAUUCGUUUGCAAUUUCUCCAGCGUGUGGAUAAGUGGACUAUACACAUAGAGCUGCUACGCAAAUACAACACCUAUCAAACAUUCUCGAUUAAUAAAACCUUCGAUAUUUGCGCUUUCUUCAAAAACCGAAAGGAAGCUGUCUAUUUAAAUAUUUUAUAUAAAUUGAUAGAAAAGUAUACGAAUGCCAAUCACUCUUGUCCUUAUCAGGGAGAAUUAAUCGUAGACCGCUUUAGACCACUGCAUGCUAAUUUUAUUUUGCCAAUUCCCACCGGCGACUAUCUACUUAAGCUCGUCUUCUUUAACGCAAAAACAAUGUCUCUCAGUUUAUUUGUGUGGUUUGGUUUCAAGGAAUUGGAAAAAUGGGAAAAACACGAUGAAUAAAGAGAUAAUCAUUCGGAAAUUUCUGGUGUCUGGUGUAAAUUUUCUGCCCGCAUGGCCUAAUAUUAUUAUCAUUAAAUUUUUUAUAAUUUUUUUUUAAUACUUGUUUUUAAGCCGUGCUUAAUCAAUCUAUUAUAUCUAAAAUAAUUAAAAACAUAUUAAAUAAAGUGAAUGAAGUAAUUAUAAUAAAUUAUGCGCUUUUACAAAACAAAACAACAGGCAUUUAGAACUAA
This is a messenger RNA of Bactrocera oleae (olive fruit fly), 1768 nucleotides long. RefSeq lists its product as uncharacterized. Lineage: Eukaryota; Metazoa; Arthropoda; Insecta; Diptera; Tephritidae. The record is from RefSeq and is a predicted model, not a curated record.